AUGGACACAAAAUCUACAACUCAAAUAUCAACAGGAGAGAUAUCUGAAACAGCAAACCUGAUAACAACAUCUGCACAUAAUCCUUCAACAGACUUAACAUCCUCUUCUACAGCAACACUGAUGUUAACGUAUGCUACCUCAAAAGAACCAAUAUCUACUGCAACAACACCAAUAUCAUCUACGCUUGACUCUUAUACAGAUCUAACAUCUACUUCAACAGCAACACUGACUUUAACAUCUACACAUGUUCCGUCAACAGACUCAAUAUCUACUUCUACUUCUACAGUAGCAGUGAUAUCAACAGAUUUUUCCUCAGCUGAACCAAAAUCCACUGCUACAGCAACACCAAUUUCAACAUAUGCUUCUUCAAUAGAAACAAUAUCUACUUCUACAGCAACACCGAUUUCAGCAUCUGCACAUGUUUUUUCAACAGACUCAAUAUCUACUUCUACAGGAGCAGUGAUAUCAACAGAUUUGUCUUCAGCUGAACCAACGUCCACUGUUACAGCAACACCAAUUUCUACAGAUGCUUUUUCAAUAGAACCAACACCUGCCUCUACAACAACACCAAUAUCAACAUUUGUUUCAUCAAUGGACUUAACAUCUACUGCUAAAACAACACCACAUGUUCCUUCAACAGAUUCAACAUCUACUUCAACACCCAUAUUGAUACCAACAGUUUUUUCUUCAGCAGACCCAACAUCCACUGCUACAGCAACACCAAUUUCAACAUAUGCUUCUUCAAUUGAAACAAUAUCUACUUCUACAGCAACACCGAUUUCAGCAUCUACACAUGUUUUUUCAACAGACUCAAUAUCUACUUCUACAGGAGCAGUGAUAUCAACAGAGUUUUCUUUAGUUGAACCAACGUCCACUGCUACAGCAACACCGAUUUCUACAGAUGUUUCUUCAAUAGAACCAACAUCUGCUUCUAAAACAACACCAAUAUCAACAUUGGUUUCAUCAAUGGACUUAACAUCUACUGCUAAAACAAUACCAAUAUCAACAUCUGUUUCUUCAAUAGAACCUAUAUCUUUUUCUACUGUAACACCAAUCUUAACUUCUACACCUGUAUCUAUCAUGGACUCAAAAUCUACAACUCAAAUAUCAACAGCAGAGAUAUCUGAAUCAGCAAAUCUGAUAACAACAUCUGCACGUGAUCCUUCAACAGACUUAACAUCCUCUUCUACGGCAACACUGAUAUUAACGUAUUAUACCUCAAAAGAACCAAUAUCUACUGCAACAACACCAAUAUCAUCUACGCAUGACUCUUAUACAGAUAUAACAUCUAGUUCAACAGCAACAUCUGUAUUAACAUCUACACAUGUUCCUUCAACAGACUCAAUAUCUACUUCUACUUCUACAGUAGCAGUGAUAUCAACAGAUUUUUCUUCAGCUGAACCAACAUCCACUGCUACAGCACCACCAAUUUCAACAUAUGCUUCUUCAAUAGAACCAAUAUCUACUUCUACAGCUACACCGAUUUCAGCAUCUACACAUGUUUUUUCAACAGACUCAAUAUCUACUUCUACAAGAGCAGUGAUAUCAACAGAUUUUUCUUCAGCUGAACCAACGUCCACUGCUACAGCAACACCAAUUUCUACAGCUGCUUCUUCAAUAGAACCAACACCUGCUUCUACAACAGCACCAAUAUCAACAUUUGUUUCAUCAAUGGACUUAACAUCUACUGCUAAAACAACACCACAUGUUCCUUCAACAGAUUCAACAUCUACUUCAACACCAAUAUUGAUACCAACAGUUUUUUCUUCAGCCGAAUCAACAUCCACUGCUACAGCAACACCAAUUUCAACAUAUGCUUCUUCAAUAGAAACAAUAUCUACUUCUACAGCAACACCGAUUUCAGGAUCUACACAUGUUUUUUCAACAGACUCAAUAUCUACUUCUACAGGAGCAGUGAUAUCAACAGAGUUUUCUUCAGUUGAACCAACGUCCACUGCUACAGCAACACCAAUUUCUACAGAUGUUUCUUCAAUAGAACCAACACCUGCUUCUAUAACAACACCAAUAUCAACAUUGGUUUCAUCAAUGAACUUAACAUCUACUGCUAAAAUAUCACCAAUAUCAACAUCUGUUUCUUCAAUAGAACCUAUAUCUAUUUUUACUGUAACACCAAUUUUAACUUCUACACCUGUACCCAUCAUGGACACAAAAUCUACAACUCAAAUAUCAACAGGAGAGAUAUCUGAAACUGCAAACCUGAUAACAACAUCUGCACAUAAUCCUUCAACAGACUUAACAUCCUCUUCUACAGCAACACUGAUGUUAACGUAUGCUACCUCAAAAGAACCAAUAUCUACUGCAACAACACCAAUAUCAUCUACGCAUGACUCUUAUACAGAUCUAACAUCUACUUCAACAGCAACACUGACUUUAACAUCUACACAUGUUCCGUCAACAGACUCAAUAUCUACUUCUACUUCUACAGUAGCAGUGAUAUCAACAGAUUUUUCCUCAGCUGAACCAAAAUCCACUGCUACAGCAACACCAAUUUCAACAUAUGCUUCUUCAAUAGAAACAAUAUCUACUUCUACAGCAACACCGAUUUCAGCAUCUGCACAUGUUUUUUCAACAGACUCAAUAUCUACUUCUACAGGAGCAGUGAUAUCAACAGAUUUGUCUUCAGCUGAACCAACGUCCACUGCUACAGCAACACCAAUUUCUACAGAUGCUUUUUCAAUAGAACCAACACCUGCCUCUACAACAACAUCAAUAUCAACAUUUGUUUCAUCAAUGGACUUAACAUCUACUGCUAAAACAACACCACAUGUUCCUUCAACAGAUUCAACAUCUACUUCAACACCAAUAUUGAUACCAACAGUUUUUUCUUCAGCAGACCCAACAUCCACUGCUACAGCAACACCAAUUUCAACAUAUGCUUCUUCAAUUGAAACAAUAUCUACUUCUACAGCAACACCGAUUUCAGCAUCUACACAUGUUUUUUCAACAGACUCAAUAUCUACUUCUACAGGAGCAGUGAUAUCAACAGAGUUUUCUUCAGUUGAACCAACGUCCACUGCUACAGCAACACCGAUUUCUACAGAUGUUUCUUCAAUAGAACCAACAUCUGCUUCUAAAACAACACCAAUAUCAACAUUGGUUUCAUCAAUGGACUUAACAUCUACUGCUAAAACAAUACCAAUAUCAACAUCUGUUUCUUCAAUAGAACCUAUAUCUUUUUCUACUGUAAAACCAAUCUUAACUUCUACACCUACUUAA
This is a messenger RNA of Rana temporaria (common frog), 3237 nucleotides long. Its product is annotated as serine-rich adhesin for platelets-like. Bases 1 to 3237 code for a protein of 1078 amino acids. The transcript is spliced from 2 exons. NCBI's taxonomy places the organism in Eukaryota, Metazoa, Chordata, Amphibia, Anura, Ranidae. The record is from RefSeq and is a predicted model, not a curated record.